This is a messenger RNA of Lonchura striata (white-rumped munia), 1242 nucleotides long. NCBI's taxonomy places the organism in Eukaryota, Metazoa, Chordata, Aves, Passeriformes, Estrildidae. The record is from RefSeq and is a predicted model, not a curated record.
AUGACGUGGAACAAAGUGCAUGGUCCUGCAGCUGUGGAAGAGCUUCAGCGCUGUCUGUCGGCGGUGGCGGCGGGAUCCCGGGCCCGGUGCCGCCGCCGAGCCCCGCCCAAGCCGGGCCCCCUUGAGCGCGGCCGUCCGGCGGCUGCAGUGGCGCGGCGGCGCCUCCGGGUGCCGCUGUUGGCCGCCGCCGAGCGGCGCUGGAGCCGCCGCCGCCGCCGCCGCAGCGUCCUGCCCCCGCAGGCUGCUCGCUCGCCCGGCGCCGGCCGCAGCGGCAGCGGCACCGUGCUGGUGCACAACCCGCUGAACAUUUUCCAAGUUGAGGUGGCGAUCGAGGACGUGAAUGACAACUCCCCGACCUUCAGCAAGGCCGUUUUGGACCUCGAGAUGGGUGAAUGGACGCUUCCCGGUGCUCGGUUUCCCCUGGAGAUGGCCCGAGAUGCGGACGUAGGAAGUAACUCGCUGCUGACUUAUCAGCUUACAGGCAAUCCCUCGUUCUCAUUGUUUAUGCAGGAUAAGCCAGGUGGAAGCAAGCAGCCGGAAUUAGUACUGGAGAGAGGGUUGGACCGUGAGAAGCAGAGCUCCUUUGAGCUGGUGCUAACGGCAGUGGAUGGUGGGGAUCCCGCGAGGUCUGGUACUGUCCAGGUUCGCGUCAACGUGACAGAUGCAAAUGACAACCCGCCCGUGUUCAGCAAACGCCUCUACGAGGCGCGAGUUGCAGAGAAUUUACCAGUGGAGACAGUAGUGCUGCGGGUACGGGCCACGGAUGCUGACGCAGGCUCCAACGGGCGAGUGUCCUACUCCUUUGGGAGCGUCCCGGAUGCCGUCAGGGUGUUGUUCGCUAUCGACAGUGAGACCGGGGAAAUUAGAACAGCGGGUCCCCUCGAUUUCGAGGAGAAGAAUAAAUACAUCUUCAGCGUAGAGGGGAGAGACGGCGGGGGGCUCACCGAUCACUGUGAAGUGCAAAUCGACAUCACAGACGAGAAUGACAACGCACCUGAGAUCACGAUUCUUUCACUGUCGAGCCCAGUGCCUGAGGAUGCUCCGGUCGGCACCGUGGUGGCCCUCCUGAAAGUGCGGGACAGAGACUCGGGCGAGAACGGCCAGGUGUCGUGCGAGCUGUCGGGAGAGGCGCCGCUGUCGAUCGUGGUGUCGUCGGGCGGCUCGUACAAGGUGGUGACGGCGGGCGCGCUGGACCGAGAGCAGGCGUCCGAGCACCGCGUGACGGUGGUGGCCCGGGACCGG